AUGAAGAAGACGAAGCUGAGCAACGAGCACCCUCGAUUCUGCCAGAUCUGCAAGCGCUGGUUCCCCACAGGAAAAUCCAUGGGCGGUCACAUGAGAUCUCACUUAGCAAUCUCCAAGCUUCCCUCCGGUGACCGCCUCCACCGUCCAGCUCCUCCUCCUCCUCCGCCUCCGCCGCCUACACCCAAGCGGAAGCGCCGCCACCAAUCCCCCGCCGCCCAGAGUAACAAGCGUGAAAUCGCUAGGUCAGAUGAGGAGGAAGUGGCUGCGCUGGGGGGACACCGGGCAAGCCACAACAAGUCCUCCUCCUCUUCCGCCAAAUCCCUAGCUGCUGACGUGGACGGCGGAGGAGGAGGAGAGUACUACUACGAUGACGAGGAGGAUGAGGACGAGGAUGAAGAUUUUCUAGAGGAGGAGGAGGAUGAAGAUCAUAAUCAAGAACAGGAAGUAGUGGUGGCUAUGAAUACUAACCACCACGAAGUCGUCAGCAAUGCUGCUACGGGUCGGGUAAUUAUGAGCAGGAAGCAAUUCCCUUGCUCGUUUUGUGGGAAGGUGUUCGAGUCGGGUCAAGCCCUCGGUGGGCACAAGAAAAUACACAUGUCGCCGUACCAUCAUCACCACGACGUCCCGGUGAUGAUGAGUACUCCUCCUACGAAGGCGAGUAGUAACCGGCCAUUGGUGGUGCCGCCAGGUGGGAGGUUGAUGAUAGAUCUGAACUCGAGCCCGUUGGAUCGAGAUGGAUGUAAUGAUGAUGAUGAUGACGAAAGCGACGAGGUUUAUCGAUUCUGA
Linum trigynum is the source of this 786-nucleotide messenger RNA. Lineage: Eukaryota; Viridiplantae; Streptophyta; Magnoliopsida; Malpighiales; Linaceae. The record is from the annotation of a GenBank genome assembly.